Humulus lupulus (European hop) is the source of this 2724-nucleotide messenger RNA. RefSeq lists its product as uncharacterized. The coding region runs from base 1416 to 2312 and encodes 298 amino acids. Lineage: Eukaryota; Viridiplantae; Streptophyta; Magnoliopsida; Rosales; Cannabaceae. The record is from RefSeq and is a predicted model, not a curated record. The transcript is spliced from 11 exons.
CUUCGAUUAGUUCUUUUUUGUUUUGUUUUUGUUAUUGCAGUGUGGGUUUUGUGUAGAUUGUUGCUCUGUUUUAUCGAACAUUUGUGUAAUAUGCUUAAAUUAUAUUCCAGUCAAGGGUUUCUCUGAUUCAAGAAGUAGGUGAUAGCUGUGAUUUUAUACAUUUUUUCUAAUCUGCAUUUCUUCUGGCAAUGAAGGUCACCGUUAGAGCCUCUUCCUCUCUUUGUACCAAGUUCUCCUUUGCUCUAUCAAUGGAGGAGCCUCUUCUAUUCUGAGAAAUACCUCAAACCCACCAGCUGUUUCACUCAUUCUCAGUUAAAGCCAAAAUCUUUCAGGGUUGCUUGAGGAAGUACUAGCUAUAUUGUUUGUGGGCAUUCUUGCUUGGCCAUAUCAAGCAAUCUGACCUCCUCCCAAGAUAGUGCUAAGCAUAAACUUGUCUUUGUCCCUGGAUUUGAUCGUCGCAAGCAUGACACAUUAGCCAAACACCUGUCUUCGCUGCCUCUACUCCUCUCUUCAGAGCUAAAUAAUACACGCCUAAAGGAAUCAAACUAAGGUAUUGAUUAUAUUCUUUAGGUUGGGGAUCGAAUUGGCAAGGAGCAUUGCAAAGGUAAUUUGCAAGAGCAAUUUCAACUUGAAAAAUGAGUACAUUACGAAGAUCUCCGAAAAAACACCUUCGUCCAGGUGCUUUAUGCAAUCUUGUGGCCAAAAAGUGAAAAGCAUCAUUGAAGACUCAAGCUGAUUGUGACGAUAUGUUGCUUGGAAUCCCUGUUUUAAAGAAAAAGAGUGCUCUUCGUAGGUUUUCUGCAUCUGUUAGAGUUGUAAUUGAUUCACCACCUGCUCUUAGUACUAGAGCAGCAACUCGUUGUAUGAUCUAUGAUACAGAGCUAGAUCCAAAUGAUGAUGUGGAAGACAUGGAGAUGUCACUUGGAAGUUCAAAAACUAAACGAUCUCUUAAUUGUGAAGAAGAUAAGGUAGUUGAUAGUGUUUUUGAAAAGGGAGUAAGGGAGGAACAUGAAGAGAUAGCUGAUGAGGAAAGGGUUGGUGUAGAAUUUGAAGGGGCUGUUGCACAAUGUGAAGAAAUGCCUGAUGCAGAAUGUGCAGAAGUGGCUGAGAUAGAACUUGAACAACCUCUUAGAAAAUCUGUUAGAUUACAAAAAAUAACUGAUGAGGCAAAUCAAACUGAGAUUGAAGAAAUACCUCAAGAUGUAGAUGCGAAUGUAAUGAACUUAGCCAAGAAGACAAGGGGGAAAACUCUAUUGGCAAAUCUUACCAAGAGGAACAAUGACUUAAGGAUAAUAAAUUAGAAUGAAAAAGGGAAACCAGUUGGUACUAACUCAGUGCAAUUUUCUUCUUUUGUGGGCGCUCUUGUGCGAGAGGUUGUUCCUUACACUAUUUCAGAUUGGAGAAAAGUUUCACCAAUGAUGAGAGAUGUUCUUUGGGCAUCUAUUCAGGCACAAUAUGACUUACAUGAUGAUUGGCAAAAAAAGAUGUGCUUUGAAAUGAUGGCAGAACUAUGGAGAGCUGGGAAAUCUAGACUUGUAAAGGAUAUUAUCAAUGCAAAAAAUGAGAGUGAACGACUAGCCUUAAAGCUGGAUUGCAUAAAAAGUGAUGUAGAAUGGAGAGCAUUUGUUGCCAAAAAAAUUAGUAAAGAACAUUUGGAUAUAAGGGCCAAAUGCCAAGAGAGAAGAAAGAAAGUUGUUCCACACACCUUAAGUCGAAGAGGAUAUGCUCAAACAAUUGAUGAUAUGAAGAAAGAAAAUGAGGAUGGUAAAAUAUCUAGAAUCGAUGCUUUUCGGAGAGCCCAUACCAAGAAGAAUGGUGAACCUGUAAACCCAACGACAUCUGAUAUUUUUUUGAGUAUUAGUCAUUUAAUUUUUGUGAAUUUUUACUUAUUUUCCAUAAUGCAUACAUUAGUUCUACUAAUUUAUAUGCCGGGUUCAUUGAAUGAGAUUCUCCUUGAAGACCCAAAAUCUGGAACUACAGACAACGCUGAUGAGGAUGCCUUGACAAAAUUGUUUGGUAACCCAAAAUCUGGUCGUUUAAUCGGACAAGGAAGAGGCGUAGCAAGGUCAAAACUAACUGUUGUUAAUAUGUGUAAUAGCAAGAUCUCCAAGUUAGAAGAAGAGCAACAUAAUAUGAAGCUCGAAAUGACUGAAAUGAUGAAUCUACUUAAAGAACACUUGGUGGUUGGUGGUAAAGUGACACCAAGCGAAGGACAGUCUCGCAAUGUACCGCAGUCAAACAAUAUUCAGUCCCCUAAGAGUAUUGCACUAGAAAAAAUACAUAACUUUACAGAAGGGAAGAAUGCUUGCUAAUUGCUUGACUGGGCAGAUGCAAUUGUUGCUGAAGGUCGUUAGGAUUCUAGUGAUCCAAAGAUAACUGUACAUGGAAAGCCUCUUGGACCAGACUUUAUGCGAGUAUGGGUUGAUGUUGCUAUUGUACCAGAAUCUUACUUAUUUCAUCCUAAUCAUGUGCGAUGCUUACAAUACAAGAAGCAGUUGGUUCCACAGUUGCAUGGCCUUCUAAAAAAGUUAUUCCAAGAGAUAUGACAAGCGAAGUAUAAAAGGAUACUUAAGACUCCUUGAAAGUAGUAACUUUGUUUAUUUCUUAGUUGAAAGUAGUAACUUUUAGACUCCUUGAAUACUUAAAGAAUAUUUUGUUGUUGAUGAAAGUGUUGAAUGUUUUAGACUAAAUUAUGGAUUGUUAAUUAAAUGUAGAAUUUUCUUA